Molecule: messenger RNA, 1564 nt
Organism: Benincasa hispida (wax gourd)
Lineage: Eukaryota; Viridiplantae; Streptophyta; Magnoliopsida; Cucurbitales; Cucurbitaceae
Gene: PIS2
Product: Putative CDP-diacylglycerol-inositol 3-phosphatidyltransferase 2
Biological process (GO): phosphatidylinositol biosynthetic process
Cellular component (GO): membrane; Golgi apparatus
Molecular function (GO): CDP-diacylglycerol-inositol 3-phosphatidyltransferase activity
Source: RefSeq, a predicted model, not a curated record
AAUCAACAGUAGCCCUAAUUUUGAGUUUGAUUUCAGUCCCUUUCUCUGUACUCAUCGUGUCAGAUUCCAGCUUUCUCAUAUGCAAAAUUCCGCCAUUGGAGCCCGACUUCUGAGUUCUGACGUUCUCAUCAAGUUGGUCUCCUCCAUUUCUCCACCACCAUUUCCAUCUCUCCGUUCUCUGUUUUUCAGCUUCUUUCCUCAUUGAUUCUCUCCUUUCUCCUCUUCCGACUGUUAUUCCGUUUCUUUGCUCCACUGUUAUGCAAAGAAUCCGAAUAAAUCAUCGAUAAAAGGGUAGCCAGCCAGCCAGCCAGCCAAGGGUUUUUGAUCUGCGCACCCGGACCAGCCGUUUUCCCUUCAGGAGGUAUAAAUUGAUUUCGUGAGCAGUUCAUUUGACUCAGUUUUGAAGUCUUUGAGAAGCUUCCAUGGCUGAUAAGUUGGUGCGGAAACAAAGUAAAUUGUCUGUGUACCUUUACGUUCCCAAUAUUAUUGGUUAUAUAAGGGUACUCAUGAACAUUGUUGCCUUUGCUCUAUGCUUCUCAAAUAAAAUAAUCUUCUCAGUCCUCUAUUUUGUCAGCUUUGUAUGCGAUGGUAUAGAUGGUUGGUGUGCUCGCAAAUUCAAUCAAGUUUCCACGUUUGGGGCUGUGCUGGACAUGGUAACAGACCGGAUUAGCACUGCUUGUCUACUAGUAAUUCUAUCCCAAGUAUACAGGCCUGGUUUGAUUUUCGUAUCAUUGCUUGCCUUGGAUAUUGCUAGCCACUGGCUUCAAAUGUACAGUACCUUUCUGAUAGGCAAAGCCAGUCAUAAAGAUGUCAAAGACAGCACCAAUUGGCUGUUUAAGGCAUAUUAUGGAAAUAGGACAUUUAUGGCUUACUGUUGUGUGUCAUGCGAGGUUCUUUACAUCAUUCUAUUUCUUCUUGCGGAGACACAAAAUGAGAAUUUGAUGGAUGUUAUAUUACACUCAAUACAACAAAAAUCAUUCCUCUCACUUUUGGUCGUAAUUAGCUUGUUUGGAUGGGCAGUGAAGCAAGCUGUUAAUGUCAUACAGAAUUCCUUUCCUUUCAGAGAAGCCAACGGUAUAGCUCUGACAGUAUUCAUCCAUAGAACUCUUGCUUUGUCUCUGAAGAACCACCCAAAAAGAACUUCAGCGAUUAACCUAUCCGCCAGGCACCAACUUUGGUUUACACCCCUGCCAAGCCAACCGAAGAGAUUCUACACACUAGCCGCAAAGUCAAGUCAUGAUGAAGUAUUAGGUGGGAGAGAGUUUCCUCACUUCUGAAGCACAUAGAACAAUCAUGAAGACGGCGGCAGAUGUUUGUGUGCUUCACGAUACCAACAAAAAACAGAAGCCAUGAUGAGAGACCUUUGUAAAAUUUGUUUCAGUAAAACACUCCUGUCUUGCUCCCAUGUCAAAUAUUUUGUAGUUUAAAAUCAUAUUUAUUUUGAAAAUAAUUGAUGCAGCUGUUUCUCCUCGUAUAUGAUCUAUAAACUAUUUGCGUUUUACUUUUUAGAAAUUGUUCCCUCUUGGUUGGUUGCUACCAUAUAGAAAUUGGGAAAUUAUACUUU